AUGCCUCAAAACAGCAGCGUGACUGAGUUUAUAUUGCUGGGGUUGACACAGGAUCCUCUGAAACAGAAAUUAGUGGUAUUAAUUUUCUUAGUUUUCUAUGGAGGGACUAUCGUGGGAAAUACACUUAUCAUUGUGACCAUCACCUUCAGCCCAACACUUGAGAGCCCCAUGUACUUCUUCCUGUUCUACUUGUCUCUCUCUGACUCCUGUUUUUCAACAACCAUGGCCCCGAGACUCAUUGUAGAUUCUUUCUCUGCAAAGAAAAUCAUUUCGUACAAUGAAUGCAUGACCCAAGUUUUUGCACUGCAUUUUUUUGGCAGCUUGGAGAUCUUCGUCCUUAUUUUCAUGGCUGCUGAUCGCUAUGUGGCCAUAUGUAAGCCCUUGCGCUACCCAACCAUUAUGAGAAGGCAGGUGUGCCUCAUCUCCAUUGUGUUUGCCUGGAUCGGGUCUUUUGUACAUGGCACUACUCAGAUUAUCCUGCUCUUGAGACUGCCCUUCUGUGGACCCAAUUUGAUUGACCAUUACUGCUGUGAUUUGCAGCCCCUAAUGAAGCUUGCCUGCAUGGACACAUACGUGGUCAAUCUGCUGUUCGUUUGCAACAGUGGGGCCCUUUGCUCCUGCAGUUUCAUUGUUUUGAUGAUCUCAUACAUAGUCAUCUUGCGCUCACUGAGAAAUCACAGUGCAGAAGGGAGGAAGAAAGCCCUCUCCACUUGCACUUCUCACAUCAUUGUAGCGGUAUUAUUGUUUGGUCCUUGUAUAUUCAUAUAUACACGUCCACCAACCACUUUGCCCAUAGACAAGAUGGUGUCAGUGUUUUAUACCAUUGGAACACCCUUUCUCAACCCACUUGUGUAUACUCUGAGGAAUGCAGAAGUGAAGAAUGCCAUGAGAAAGCUGUGGCAUAUGAAAAAAAUGAUUGAGUAA
Messenger RNA from Perognathus longimembris pacificus (Pacific pocket mouse), 924 nucleotides. RefSeq names its product olfactory receptor 4C11-like. NCBI's taxonomy places the organism in Eukaryota, Metazoa, Chordata, Mammalia, Rodentia, Heteromyidae. Bases 1 to 924 code for a protein of 307 amino acids. Gene Ontology annotation, cellular component: membrane. The record is from RefSeq and is a predicted model, not a curated record. Gene Ontology annotation, biological process: G protein-coupled receptor signaling pathway. Gene Ontology annotation, molecular function: olfactory receptor activity; G protein-coupled receptor activity. The transcript has a single exon.